AUGAGAGGCCCUUCUCUUAUAUCUGCCAGACAGAUUAACAGUCUUGAUGACAUUAGUGUUUAUGGAAACACUAGACAUGACUCAGAAGAGCAGGUUCCAGAGAUGAGUAGUCCAGAUGCUCAUCCAGUUCUGGUCCCCAAAGACCUGGAGAACUACACAGCCACCACACACUUCAUCCUCCUGGGUUUCCCCACACGGUUGGCCAUGCAGCGGCUCCUGUUCUUAGCAUUCCUGGUCGCCUACCUGCUGACUCUGCUGGAGAACUUCCUCAUUAUCCUGGCCAUUCGCAGUGAUGGCCAGCUGCACAAGCCCAUGUACUUCUUCUUGAGCCACCUGUCCUUCCUGGAGAUGUGGUAUGUCACCGUCAUCAGCCCCAAGAUGCUGGUGGACUUCCUGAGCUGGGACAAGAGCAUCUCUUUUCAAGGCUGCAUGACUCAGCUCUACUUUUUUGUAACCUUUGUCUGCACUGAGUAUAUCCUUCUGGCGGUCAUGGCCUUUGACCGCUACGUGGCCAUCUGCAAUCCACUGCGCUACCCAGUCAUCAUGACCACCAGGCUGUGCGGGGUUUUGGCCGGGGGGUGCUGGCUCUGUGGCCUGGUGACAGCCAUGAUCAAGAUGGUCUUCAUCGCCCGGCUUCACUACUGUGGCACGCCCCGCAUCAACCACUACUUCUGUGACAUAUCCCCAUUGCUAAACGUGUCCUGUGAGGACUCCGCCCAGGCUGAGCUGGUCGACUUUUUCUUGGCUCUCAUGGUCAUUGCAGUGCCCCUCUGUGUGGUGGUGACAUCAUAUAUCAUCAUCCUCACUACCAUCCUCAAGAUUCCAUCCGCUCAGGGCCGCCAGAAAGCCUUCUCCACCUGUGCCUCCCACCUGACUGUGGUCACACUCUUCUACUCCACCACCCUCUUCACCUACACACGCCCCAAGCUCAUGUAUGCUUAUAACUCCAACAAGGUAGUGUCUGUGCUCUACACUGUCAUUGUCCCCCUCCUCAACCCUAUUAUCUACUGUCUGAGAAACCGGGAGGUCAAGACAGCCCUCAAAAAGACCAUUCUGUGCAGAGGAAGUGGGGUCAGAGAAGAUGCAUAG
Erinaceus europaeus (western European hedgehog) is the source of this 1089-nucleotide messenger RNA. Its product is annotated as olfactory receptor 6Y1. Gene Ontology annotation, cellular component: membrane. The coding region runs from base 1 to 1089 and encodes 362 amino acids. Gene Ontology annotation, molecular function: G protein-coupled receptor activity; olfactory receptor activity. The transcript has 2 exons. NCBI's taxonomy places the organism in Eukaryota, Metazoa, Chordata, Mammalia, Eulipotyphla, Erinaceidae. The record is from RefSeq and is a predicted model, not a curated record. Gene Ontology annotation, biological process: G protein-coupled receptor signaling pathway.